Molecule: messenger RNA, 960 nt
Organism: Dunckerocampus dactyliophorus (ringed pipefish)
Lineage: Eukaryota; Metazoa; Chordata; Actinopteri; Syngnathiformes; Syngnathidae
Product: cyclin-dependent kinase 2-associated protein 1
Exons: 4
Coding region: 66-512 (148 amino acids)
Cellular component (GO): cytoplasm; nucleus
Source: RefSeq, a predicted model, not a curated record
GGGUUGAGGGGUGGCUUUUUUCCGCCGGAGCUCGGCUGGCUCGGUGUCAACAUCCAGUGACGGCCAUGUUUGCCGGCGCCGCCGCUGUAAACAAAAAAAGUGGGAGACAAGACGCUUCGCUGAAUGUCGGGUCAUUUUUAUUUCUUUGCUUUACAAUGUCUCUGGGAAUGUCCUACAAGCCCAAUGCCCACCAGCACACUCCGGGAACUUCGGGGAACCAGGUUGGGAGCCUCCAGGCGGCAGCUAACCUGGCGGCCUUGCAGUCCUACAGGCCCCUUCUGAGCGACUAUGGACCUCCAUCUCUGGGAUUCUCACAGGGCUUGACCGGUAGCCAAGUGCCUCAGAACAAAUAUGCAGAGCUGCUGGCCAUCAUCGAGGAGCUGGGAAAGGAGAUCCGGCCCACGUACGCCGGCAGCAAGAGCGCCAUGGAGAGGCUCAAGAGAGGGAUCAUCCACGCUCGGGGGCUGGUGCGUGAGUGCUUGGCGGAGACGGAGAGGAACGCCAGGUCUUAGCUACAAUCACACAUUCCGCAAGUGCAAGGAGACUUAACAGUGUGUGUCUUCAAUAUUACAAAUGCAUGUCAUUUCCUUUUCGUGAGGAAGUAAAUGGUAAAUGGUGAAUGAUUGGAUUCCAAAUAUGCUUCAUGGCUCCUGAGGGUCAUUUAAAUCUCGUGUGAAUGAGACGAUUGCUGUUGUUUUAUGUGCCCAUUUUUUUCUGGGGACAUUUAAUUUCCAUUUUUGGUUUUGCAUGCCAUUAAUUAGGCCCGUGGGUUAAGUGUAAACACCACAUGUCUUGUACAGGGGUAGAAUUCUCUUUUUUUGUUUUUUUGUUUUGCUCUUGUUUAGGGGCCAUGCGUGCGUGAGUGAGACAGAAAGACAAGUGUGUCAAUUCAUUCGUGUUCAGGUUGGUUUUGUUAUCAAAAGAAAAUGCUGUUACUUGCAUCUUUGUAUGUAUUUAUUA